Molecule: messenger RNA, 1443 nt
Organism: Glarea lozoyensis ATCC 20868
Lineage: Eukaryota; Fungi; Ascomycota; Leotiomycetes; Helotiales; Helotiaceae
Product: Protein kinase-like (PK-like)
Exons: 3
Coding region: 1-1443 (480 amino acids)
Cellular component (GO): mitochondrion
Source: RefSeq, a predicted model, not a curated record
AUGUACAACAAGGCCUUUCUUUUGACCAUGGAAAACGGAACUCAGGUCGUUGCGAAAGUGCCGAAUCCAAAUGCUGGCUUGGCCCAUUUCACAACGGCAAGCGAGGUCGCGACCAUGGACUUUGCUCUCAAUGUGUGCAAAACUCCUUCACCCAAGGUUCUCGCUUGGAGUUCCAAGGCAAGUGAGAACCCUGUGGGUGCAGAAUAUAUCAUCAUGGAGAAGAUUGAAGGCAAGCCGUUGUCGGUAUACUGGAAAUCAAUGCCGAUUGAUGAAAAGACUACCAUAGUUAGGACGUUGGCUAGAUAUCAGCAAGCUUGGAUGUCUCAUACCUUCAAACAAUAUGGGAGUCUCUAUUAUUCGAAUGAUGUUCCUACUUCGCCAGGACAGCCUACAUUCUCUUAUUUGAAAAGAAUAAAUGAAUCUUCCUCUCUCGAGAUUCAAGAUAAGCGGUUUGCUGUGGGCCCUACAGUAUGCCGACAAACAAUUGAUUAUGGCAGAGCGGGGGUAAAUUUCUAUCGCACUCCUUGGAACACACUAGAAGGCUACUGUAUCUCGAUCGGCGAUCGAGAAAUCGCCUGUGUAAAGGCAGUCGACCCAAUUCCAAAGCCUUUUGUAACAUUAGCCGGCCGAUACAUUCCCACCCGAGAAAAGAAGCUAGCUGCUCUAGAAGCGUACUUGAAACUCAUCAAGUUCCUAUUACCAACGGACUCCACGAUCACAACCUCACAUAUUUGGCAUUCGGAUCUCCAUUUAGAGAACAUAUUUGUCAACCCGGACGACCCAACUGAAAUAGUCGGGAUCCUAGACUGGCAAUCCUCUUCUCUAUCCCCGCUCUACGAAAAUUCGGCCUCACCCGCACUUCUGGAUUACGAAGGCCCGCGAUUAAAAGGCAUUGAACGUCCGGAAUUCCCUAAACAUCUAGAUGAAUUAGACAAAGCCGAGCACGACAGAGCUUUCGACAAUUGGAUGGACAUGACACUCGCAGCAUACUAUCGAACACUAAUCCACUACACCAACAAACCUCUAUAUCGCGCCAUGGAAUUCCAGGAGACCCUCAGCUUCCGGCUCCUCACAUACGCCCGGAACAUAUUGAUAGACGGCGAACUCGUCUACCUCGACAUCGUCACCGACGAGCUUCAAAAGACCUGGGCCACACUCCCCGGCGUCCAGAAGCUCGGUAACCCACCGUUCCCCUUCACAUUCUCGCAGGAGGAGCUGGAUGCACAUAAGAAGGAUUACGAGGACAUGGCCGAGGGAAUGAAGGGUCUGAGCGAGAUCCAGCAAUGCAUGCGUGGGUUUUUUCCAACCGAUAUCACGGUGGCACAUGAGGAUUAUGAGAUGGCCAGGCAGACGGCGAGGGAAUGUAAGGAGAAGGUGCUGGAGAGUUUUGCGCGGAAUGAGGUGGAGAGGGAGGCGGUGAGGGUUUGGUGGCCUUAUGAUUAG